UCUUUCUCAAUUUACAUAACAAGCUUUAUUUUUAUUUUUUAGAAAAUGAAUACAGAGUAAUGAAGAAAAUACAAAGAUAAGUAAAUCACACGAAAAAAAGAUAAUGGAUACUUGUAAAAAAGAAAAAUCGAAGGAGAAAAGAGAAAAGAGAAGCCAAGAGAUUUCUCUUUUACGUACUAUUCCUUAUUCCGAACAUCGAAAAUGGUGGUCAUCUGAAACAGUUGCUGUUGUGACGGGCGCGAAUAGAGGGAUUGGAUUUGAGAUUGCUCACCAAUUAGCAUCACAUGGAUUAACAGUAGUUCUUACUUCACGAGAGACUGGAGUUGGUGAAGAAGCAGUGAAAGUAAUGCAGGAAGGAGGUUUAAAUGUUGCAUUUCAUCAACUAGAUAUCGUUGAUCAUGCAUCCAUUGAAGCAUUUUCUGAUUGGAUCAAAGAAACAUAUGGUGGCUUAGAUAUACUGAUCAAUAAUGCAGGAGUGAGUUUCAAUGUUGGUACAGAGAAUUCAAUGGAAAAUGCUGACACUGUUAUCGAAACGAACUACAUUGGCACCAAAAAUAUGACAAAAGCGAUGAUUCCUUUGAUGAGGUCGUCUCCUUAUGGUGCUCGUAUAGUUAGUGUAACCUCUCGAUUGGGAAGACUACAUGGAAAAAAGAAUAGAAUUACGAAUGCAAGCUUGAGACAGCAGUUGGAGGAUGUUGAUUCCCUAACAGAGGAAGUCAUUGACAAUGUUAUGAAGAUAUUUUUGGAACAAGUAAAAGACGGUACGUGGGAGUCAGGGGGAUGGCCUCAAGUGUUCACUGAUUACUCAGUGUCAAAGGUUGCAGUGAAUGCAUAUACUAGGCUAAUGGCAAGGAUACUCGAAGAUCGUCCUGAGGGUCAUAAGAUUUACAUCAAUUGUUAUUGUCCAGGUUGGGUGAAGACCGCGAUGACUGGUUGGGCAGGGCAUAUAUCUCCUGAAGAUGCUGCUGAUACUGCAGUCUGGCUUGCUCUUCUCCCUGACCAGUUUGUAAGUGGUAAGUUUUUUACUGAAAGGCGCGAGAUAAGCUUUUAAGGUGGAAACUGAAAGGUCAUUCCAGAUAGAUAUUGUUCGACAGUCAUUACAUUGCUAUCUGUCUUUACCAGUUGGUGUGAAAAAAGAGAAGCGGAGAUGCCCUGGUGAGUAGGUGCGAGAGGUUGGAAGCGAUAGUUGUUUGGAGAGGUAGAUUUAGUCCGAAGAAGUAUUGUGGGAAGGUAAUUAUAUAGGCCAUGAUGCGUCUUGAAAUUAUCAAAGGACAUGAUCUUAGAUAUGAGGAUUUAAAGAUCACGAAUUAGAGUAGAAUGUUAGUUGGUAGUUGAACGUUGUAUGGCUUUUCUGCCGGGGUAGGAUAGGUGGUGGUAACAGUACCAUCCGUCUUACCAGUAGUAUUAGUAUUAUUCUUGUAGUUUCUUAUUUAUCGCACUAGUUCAUUGUUGUUACUCUUCUUUCUCUGUAACUUAUGUACUGCUUUUCAUUGAGCUACAUUUUUUUUGUUGUUACUAACUUUCAUUUU
Messenger RNA from Solanum lycopersicum (tomato), 1529 nucleotides. RefSeq lists its product as uncharacterized. Gene Ontology annotation, molecular function: oxidoreductase activity, acting on the CH-OH group of donors, NAD or NADP as acceptor. The record is from RefSeq and is a predicted model, not a curated record. Gene Ontology annotation, cellular component: membrane. Lineage: Eukaryota; Viridiplantae; Streptophyta; Magnoliopsida; Solanales; Solanaceae.